Molecule: messenger RNA, 327 nt
Organism: Danaus chrysippus (African queen)
Lineage: Eukaryota; Metazoa; Arthropoda; Insecta; Lepidoptera; Nymphalidae
Source: the annotation of a GenBank genome assembly
AUGUUAUUCUGCCCAAUCUGUGCAAAUAUUCUUAUGGUCGAAGAGGCUUUUGAAUCAUCGCUACGGUAUGGUUGUAAUACUUGCCCCUAUAUAUACAAUAUACGGAGGAAAGUCUCGUCGCGCACCUUCCCAAAACUAAAGGAGUUAGAUUAUAUUAUGGGUGGUGCUGCUGCAUGGGAGAAUGUAGAUUCAACUGAUGCUGUAUGCCCCAAGUGUGCUCAUGGUAAAGCAUUCUUUAUGCAAUUACAAACACGCUCAGCAGAUGAGCCUAUGACCACAUUCUAUAGAUGCUGCAACCAUAAAUGUGCACAUAAUUGGCGUGAUUAA